This is a messenger RNA of Cicer arietinum (chickpea), 874 nucleotides long. RefSeq names its product nascent polypeptide-associated complex subunit beta-like. NCBI's taxonomy places the organism in Eukaryota, Viridiplantae, Streptophyta, Magnoliopsida, Fabales, Fabaceae. The record is from RefSeq and is a predicted model, not a curated record.
UGUAUGAACAAAAAAGCAAAAAAAAUUAUAGGGUUUUAAGUAACACUGUCUUCUUCUUACAUAUAAAAGAGAUUCCUUAUCAAUUUGCACCGUUUCGUUCUUCUUUCUUCAGCUUUGCAUUCUGUUUCAAUUUUUGACCUAAGCUUAAAACAAAGAUGAAUGUAGAAAAGUUGAUGAAGAUGGCCGGUUCUGUUCGAACCGGUGGAAAGGGUACUGUGAGAAGAAAGAAGAAGGCUGUUCACAAGACAAAUACUACAGAUGACAAAAGACUUCAAAGCACCCUGAAGAGAAUAGGGGUUAAUGCUAUCCCUGCUAUUGAGGAAGUCAACAUCUUUAAGGAUGAUGUCGUUAUUCAGUUUUUAAACCCCAAAGUACAAGCAUCUAUUGGUGCCAAUACUUGGGUUGUUAGUGGUUCUCCUCAGACAAAGAAGUUGCAGGAUAUUCUCCCCAGCAUCAUCCACCAAUUAGGGCCAGAUAACUUGGAAAAUCUGAAGAAGCUAGCUGAGCAAUUUCAGAAGCAGACUCCUGAAGCAGGAGCUGAUGCUACCACAGCACAAGAGGACGAUGAUGAUGCAGUACCAGAUCUUGUCCCAGGGGAGACUUUUGAGACAGCUGCUGAGGAGGUUAAGGCUUAAGAGUUUCACUGUGCCAUCUUUAUUUUUGAUGUCUUCUUUUUUUUCUUUCCAAAUUAUGUAUUUCAGGUGAUUUUGUUGCUCCAGUUAACACUCUUAAAUCUGCUCUCUAUUGUCUAACGAAAUGUAUCUACCUGACUGCACUGAGUUUGUCUAUUGUAUGUGCAUCAUUAUUGGAGGUAGCAAUCAAUUUUGGUAUUGUAUUCUUAAUAUAAUGGUCUCACUUAAGUUAAGCGUGCAAA